AUGAGUGGAAAACGUUCGCGUAGCUUUAAGUGUGCUGUUCAUCAUCGUGAUCGUGAAGUUUGUUCUGAAAAUGAUUUUCAUUUAGUAUUGGAGGAGCCGCCGUUCUUUAAAAAAAUGGUUCAUGUUAUAGCGAUGGAAGUGUUGCCCGAAGAGCGUGAUCGAAAAUAUUACGCUGAUCGUUAUUCAUGUUGUCCACCGCCGUUUUUUAUAGUUCUUAUGACAUUCAUAGAGGUAAGCGAAUGGCACGUUCACUCGUUUAUGGAUAUCAUUACGAGCAUGAGGCGUGUAAUGAAUGCAUUUAUUAAAUAAUAAACGUUUGUAU
This is a messenger RNA of Teleopsis dalmanni, 322 nucleotides long. RefSeq names its product rhomboid-related protein 3-like. The coding region runs from base 1 to 309 and encodes 102 amino acids. Gene Ontology annotation, molecular function: serine-type endopeptidase activity. The record is from RefSeq and is a predicted model, not a curated record. The transcript has a single exon. Lineage: Eukaryota; Metazoa; Arthropoda; Insecta; Diptera; Diopsidae.